This is a messenger RNA of Nerophis lumbriciformis (worm pipefish), 3274 nucleotides long. The record is from RefSeq and is a predicted model, not a curated record. Lineage: Eukaryota; Metazoa; Chordata; Actinopteri; Syngnathiformes; Syngnathidae.
GUCAAGUAUGCGACAGGACUUGCGUUGACACUCAAUGACUAAACGACCAACUCACAUCGCAAUUUGGAUUAUAUCGUCUGAUGGCUGGCAAUAGUCAUCCAAUGGAAUAAGCAUAUCGUACACACCUUUACCUGGAGGCUUUGAUGUGCUUGGACUCUGACCUAACCUGGUUCCUCACUUAUCCAAAGACUUUCAACUACAUCUGUGUAAAUCCACAGUGAAAGAGAUGUUGGCAGAGCUAUGGACUAGUGAAGAAUAGAUAACAGCUCAAAUGGACUGAAAAUCAAAAGAUGGCAAUGAUUUACCAUUUAAGUGUGAAAUACUGAACAAAGGAAUACAUACAAAAGGCUUCAAGGACUUCUGAGAUCAGCUUAAUCAGAUAUAUAAAACAUUUAAAUCCUCAUUAAAGACUGUCAAGAUGCCACUUAAAGCAUCCUUAUACAGAAAACCAACCUCCAGAAUAUCAAAGCGCAGAGAGGUGCUCUCGGUCAACAUGAUCAGUCUACCAUUGGCUGAUUUCCGUCAUAUUUCACAUAUUGGAAAUGACGUCAAUAGAGACAGCUUUGGAGACCUAUCUUUUUUAAAAAUGAGCCACAGUCUGCUUUUACAAAGCUCCCUAAGUGAGCAAAACCUUUUCUUGGCCUGCUCUCCGCCACCAAAGCCCCCUCGUCUGAAUAUGGAAGCAGAGGGAUCCGAGAGCCUGGACUGGUCUGUGGGCCACCAAGAAAAUACAGGUCAGAAGAGGAAAAAAUGCAGCUCUAUGCCACUGCUGGACAGCGAGGGAGGUGAGGAAGGUGAUGAAGGAAAUUUAGAAAUGGGAGAACGAUACCAAAAAGAAAUGAACAUUGGGACUAAUCAGUCCUACAGCGUUGGAUGGGACAACCUAAGUAGGGACAGGGAUGGACAUUCCACAGUAACCAGUGACAUACUAGAAGUGCAACAGAAAGAGGAAGACAAUAGCUUUUCCUUUAGCCUCGACCUGGGUCCUUCCAUCUUGGAUGAUGUUCUACAGAUGGCUGAUGUGAAGGGGUGAUAGCAGAAUGAAUAACAGAAGAGGGAUCUGAUUGUUUGAUUUCAGAUAAUGUCCAAUGAGAUGGGUCCUCUGCGGUUGAGGUCACUGACCUUAAACCAGAUGUGGAUCAACAAUAUGUCAUGUUGGGCCUCUUUAGUGAGAAUACUUCUCAGAGAGGACUAAUUUGAAAAUCCCCCUUCCACGGUGUUGUUUUCAGUCUCAGGAGCAGAGUUCAAAUGUAUGAAGCAAUCGGCUUUAGAUAUCAGCAAAGCAAACUAGGUUACUUUAAUAACAUUUUAAAAGAUUAGUCUAACAAUUCCCAGUGUGCAGCCUAAAUCUUCCAUGGCAAAUGGACUGCAAGGAGGGAAACACAGUUUGCUAACUAUGGAGGUACACAGAAGUGGUGGGAUAAUUGAAGUCAUUAAUUUAAUUUAAUUUCACAUAUACUGAAAGUUUGUGUGUAUUAAAACAUGUGCAAACUUGACAGCACGCGCAAAGCUGAUCUACUAAACUUGUGCACAGAGGAUGGCUUCUCUUAAACAAGCAAAAUAAGGAGCGCAAUCCAUUUCAUACAUUACUUCUCAUUAACUUCCAAAGACGCAUUUAUCCAAUGAUUCUUUAGUUUCGCUGCAAUGGAACAACCCAUUCUAUGCUCCCCAAUUGAAGUUAAUGGACACUCGGAUGCAACAAUGUUUAAUGCACUGUGACGCUACCGCAACUAAUGAGAAGAAUGUUUUGUCAGCUGUCGCAAAAGUAACUAAUUCUGAACAAAAGUUGAACGCAUUCUGGCGAAUAUUUAGUCAAACAAAUGUAAACACAAAAGUACGUAAUUCACCACUUUUUGUUUUAUUUUAGGGGAAGGUUCCCUUGCAGUCUCAGAGCCACAGAUGGAUGGUCAAAAAACUAAAAAUAUUUGACAUGGUCUAUUCAGCGAUAUCAUUUUUAUUAUUAUAUCUGCAGAACGACUUUAGGGGCUGAUUAACAAACCCCAAAACGGUUUAAACUUGAAAAAUUCUCUGUCAGUGGUUUAUAUUUCAAGAUUGCCGAUAUGCUCAUUUUGCUGUCAAUCAAAAAGAGAUUCAGCCUCUGACAGAUCAUCCAAACAUUAUGCGGAAGUCCGGCGUCCAGGCCAGCCAAGGCCGAGCCCACUUUCAUUAACUUCCAAAGACGCAUUUUUAGAAUUAUAUCUGCUGAAUGACUUUAGGGGCAGAUUAAACAAAUUAUGUUGAUAUGUUUUGGUGUCUGUUUAACUUUUUAAUGAUGUUUUUUUUUUAAUAUACAGCAGUGAUCCUCAACAGGCGGACCGCGGUCCAUGUCCGGACCCAGCGACGUGUCCGUCCGGAUCCAGCACGAAUUAUAGUAAAAAAAAAUAAAAAUAAAAAAAUAAAAAUAAAUGUUUUAUUAUUAUAAUUAUAAUUAUUAUAAAAAUAUAUAAUAAUUGUAUUUAUCUGUGAGUUAUCGCUAGCGCAAGUCAACGUUCUUUGUUGUUUUUAGUCAAAUAUCUCCACGUUUCGUUUACAUUUCUCGUGUCUCACUCACUCCGUCUCUCUCUCUCUCUCUCUCAGAGAGAGAGAGAGAGAGAGACGGAGUGAGAGCGAGAGAACGCCACUCUGAUUGGCUAAUUCCGGGGUAUGGGUUGUCAUCUCUAUCACAACGACGCGCUGAUAGGCUGUUACCACCUGGGUCAUACACAUGUGCACAGUGCAUAUGGAACCUUUCGCUGCAGGCACACAGUUGUCUCGUAUCGCUACUUCGCUAACUGUUCACUCGUUAGUCACUGAAUGUGAAUCAAAUCUCAAUGGCAUGCUCCAAGUUGGCUCAGGCUGGUAAAAGAAAGGUGGACAGGGAAAACCGACGUUUCAAGGAAGAAUGGACAGAGCAAUAUGUUUUCAUCCUACCUACUGCAAGUACCAGACCAAUGUGUCUAAUAUGCAACAGUACUGUUGCUCUGGUGAAAAGUGAAAAUCUGAAACGUCACUAUCUGAAAGAGCACCGCGAAUUUGAAGAGACAUUUCCUCAUGAUUCAGAGCUAAGAAAAAAAGAAAUCACGAGGCUGAAAAAGUCAUAUGAUACAUCAAGCAAGAUUUUUGUUAAAUCUAUGACACAACAACAAAUAGCAACGACAGAGCAGUGACGUGCGGUGAGGUUGAUGGCUGGUGAGGCACUGACUUCAUCACAGUCAGAUUUACAAACAUAUGAACCCUAAAGAGUAUCUUAUUCACCAUUUGAUUGACAGCAGUUAACGGGUUAUGUUUAAAAGCU